Molecule: messenger RNA, 645 nt
Organism: Diuraphis noxia (Russian wheat aphid)
Lineage: Eukaryota; Metazoa; Arthropoda; Insecta; Hemiptera; Aphididae
Gene: mRpL41
Product: mitochondrial ribosomal protein L41
Biological process (GO): translation
Cellular component (GO): mitochondrial large ribosomal subunit
Molecular function (GO): structural constituent of ribosome
Source: RefSeq, a predicted model, not a curated record
AAAAAUUAUUACAGAGCAGUCAGAAGUUCAAAAUCAAAACACAGAUCUACCUAGUUGUUUGUAAUACAAACGUUUCCCAAAAUGUCGUUUCCGGCAAAAACCUUUUAUAGAUCAUUUUCCACGUGCACUGUACAAAACGGAAAGAGAAAUUUCAAAAACUUCAUACUGUACAAUCGAGGAACAAAUCAGUUCAGAAAACAACAAGAAGAAAACCCUAAUAAAGAUUUUCAAAUUACCAAUUAUGGAAUACGAGACACCACCGUCAGGGUUGGCCGCAAAGUCAUAACUAUCAAAGAAAAAAUUCCAGAUAUCAUCGUUCCGGAUUUGGAUAAUUUUAAUUUAAAGCCGUAYGUKUCCUACAGAGUUCCUGAAAUUACCCAAUCUAAAUUUACAGCUAAAGAUUUAUUCAACGCUGUUUAUCGCAAAAAAAUUGUAGAUGAUUUUAAGAACAACAAGCUGAAGGAAAAUUUUGAACCGAUAGAACCCAGUGAAGAAGAAUCAUUAACACCUGAACAAGCUAAACUAAAAGCGAGGCAAACAGGCAGCGAUAUGUUUUCACAAGGCUGUUAAAUUCAAACGCAWAGUUUGAUUGAUAGAUUUUUGUAUACAUGUUGUUUUCAAUUUAAUAAAAAUGUAGUUUUAAUA